AUGGCACAACCUUUACCAGAUUAUCUUACCAAUCCUGCAAACCCAUUUUUCCUUCACCCAAGUGAGAAUCCUUCUCUAGUUCUUGUAUCUCCAAAGCUGAAUGACAAGAACUACCAUAGUUGGGCUAGGGCAAUGAAGAUGGCACUACUUUCAAAGAACAAAGUAGGGUUCAUCAAGGGUGGGAUUGUGUCUCCACCAGCAGAAGAUCCAUUGUUUCUUGCAUGGGAAUGUUGCAAUACUAUAGUGCUUGGAUGGAUUCACCGAUCCAUUGAUGAUUCAAUAGCAAGAUCAAUUCUCUGGAUCGACAAAGCUUCUGAUGCAUGGAACGAUCUCAAAAUUCGUUUUGCCCAAUCUGAUAUCUUCAGAGUAUCGGAUAUUCAAGAAGAUAUGUGUGCAAAUCAAUGCAAUUGUGAAGCAUUUGAUCAGAUAAGAGCAGAUAGAGAUCGUGAUUAUGUGAUCCGUUUUCUUAAAGGCUUGAAUGAGCAAUAUGCUCAUGUCAAGUCACAAAUCAUGAUGAUUGAUCCUAUUCCUAAUGUAGCUCGAGCUUUCUCUUUAGUCAUUCAACAAGAGAGACACCUUCAAUCUGAAGCAAUUGUAGAAGUUUCAAGUGAUCUCCGUGCUUAUGCAAAUAUUUCUGAUAACAAAAAUAAACCGUCUUAUGGAAGAGACAAAGGUGGAAACAACACAAAUGGUGGACGUGGUGGAACAAGGAUAUGUACACACUGUGAUAAGAAGAAUCACACUAUGGACACUUGUUACCAAAUCCAUGGAUUUCCUCCUGGAUACAGAAACUUGUUGCCAAUGAGACCAAGAAAUGCUGCUAAUCAUAUUGCAUUUGGUGACUUUGAAGAAAAUGCAAAUGAUGAAUCCAAGAAUGUUCAGAAUUCAAAUCUUUCUUUAACUUCUGAUCAAUAUCAUCAGUUAAUGAAUCUUUUGUAG
This is a messenger RNA of Gastrolobium bilobum, 939 nucleotides long. RefSeq lists its product as uncharacterized. Bases 1 to 939 code for a protein of 312 amino acids. Lineage: Eukaryota; Viridiplantae; Streptophyta; Magnoliopsida; Fabales; Fabaceae. The record is from RefSeq and is a predicted model, not a curated record. The transcript has 2 exons.